AUGGAUUUUUUGCUUAAGGGAAUAAAUGAGGACACAUCUGAAUGCCAAUUUGAUGACAAGGACAUUCAGAGAUGCCCAUUUUUAAGGAACAUCAACAAGCCAACAAGCUUUUCGUUCUCUCCUGUGAACUUCCUUGAUCCUGUGCUAGGAGCUAAAGGUCCAAUUUUUGAAGAUGGUCCGAAUUUUGGUAUGGCAUUUAAGCUUUUUCAUGGGAAGGAUGGGGUUGUCCCACUCUCAAAUCAAUCCAGCUUUCAUGAUAACAUUUUGGAACAUGAGCCUGCACUUCAAUUCAAUCCCUUAGCAGCAAAAGCUGCCUCCAUAAGUCUAUCUGCAUUUGGUCUUGGUGGACCGUUUGGCUUUGGUUUCUUCAAUGAUAAGUGGAAGAAUCAGAAAAAGAAAUCAGAAUCAACUAACAAGAAAGAACCAUCUUCUCAGAAAGGAAAUACAUCAAAGCAUGAGGCAAUGGGAAAUGAAUGGUUGGAGACAGGCAACUGCCCCAUAGCUAAGUCCUAUAGAGCUGUGAGCCGUGUACUCCCACUAGUAGCAUCGGCUCUUCAGCCACCGCCUGGCAUGAAGUUUAGGUGUCCGCCUGCUGUAGUUGCUGCAAGGACUGCCUUAGCCCGGACUGCCCUUGUUAAAAACUUGAGACCUCAGCCACUACCUGCAAAGGUGCUUGUCAUUGCAUUGCUGGGCAUGGCAGUAAAUGUACCAUUGGGCAUGUGGAAGGAACACACACAGAAGUUCUCUCUACAAUGGUUUGCAGCUGUGCAUGCAGCUGUGCCCUUCAUAGCCAUGCUAAGGAAGUCCGUUUUGAUACCAAAAACAGCCAUGGCACUGACCAUUGGAGCUUCUAUCCUAGGGCAGAUUAUCGGUUCUAGAGCUGAGAGGCACCGAUUGAAAACUGUGGCCAACUGGGAAAACAUGAAAGUACAGACAGCUAUUGCUGCUGCCGUUGCCAGAUACAGUCCAAGCCAGGUUAGUGGCAACACUGGUAGUCAUUGUGGUACAGAAAUGUCAUGGGACCCGCUUCUUAUCAAGGCUAGUGGAAGCCAUUCAUCUAUCAAUGGCAAUUCACCUACUAAUGUUUGUUACUAG
Molecule: messenger RNA, 1095 nt
Organism: Dovyalis caffra
Lineage: Eukaryota; Viridiplantae; Streptophyta; Magnoliopsida; Malpighiales; Salicaceae
Source: the annotation of a GenBank genome assembly